Myripristis murdjan (pinecone soldierfish) is the source of this 4041-nucleotide messenger RNA. RefSeq names its product NACHT, LRR and PYD domains-containing protein 12-like. The record is from RefSeq and is a predicted model, not a curated record. Lineage: Eukaryota; Metazoa; Chordata; Actinopteri; Holocentriformes; Holocentridae. The transcript is spliced from 16 exons. Gene Ontology annotation, molecular function: protein binding. The annotation marks the transcript as partial.
AUGAAUAAUCAAAAGGAGGUUUUAGACGAGCAUAAGAUCAGUCUGAGGAGGAGAUGUGAAUUUGUGACAGAAGGAACUGCUGCAGCAGGAAGUGGAACCCCCCUCAACAGGAUCUACACUGAGCUCUACAUCACACAGGGACGGAGUGAAGAGGUUAAUACCCAACAUGAGGUGUGGCAGCUGGAGACAACAUCCAAGAUGGAGACCCUCAGUGACACUCCAAUCAAGUGCCAGGACAUCUUUAAACCCUUACCUGGCCAAGACAUACACAUCAGAGUAGUUGUGACACAGGGCGUUGCUGGGAUUGGAAAAACCUUCUCAGUGCAGAAGUUCACUCUGGACUGGGCAGAGGGCUUGGAAAACCAACAUGUCAGUCCUGUGGUUCUGCUUUCGUUCCGGGAGCUGAACUUGAUCAAAGAUGAGCGCUACAGUCUUCUCCAGCUGCUCCGUGUUUUCCAUCCAACAUUACAGACGGUCACAGCAGAGAAGCUCGCCGUCUGUAAAGUCGUGUUCAUCUUUGACGGCCUGGAUGAAAGCAGGUUUUUAUUGGAUUUCCAGAACAAUGAGGUCGUGUCUGAUGUCACACAGACAUCAUCAGUAGACGUGCUGUUGACAAACCUCAUCAAGGGGAAUCUGCUUCCCUCGGCUCUCCUCUGGAUAACUUCCAGACCUGCGGCAGCCAAUCAGAUCCCUCCUACAUGUGUUGACAGGGUUACAGAAGUGCGAGGGUUCACUGACCUCCAGAAGGAGGAGUACUUCAGGAGGAGAUCCGGUGAUGAGGAGCUGUGCAGCAGAAUCAUCUCACACAUCAAGGCGUCCAGGAGCCUCCACAUCAUGUGCCACAUCCCAGUCUUCUGCUGGAUCACUGCUACAGUUCUGGAGCACAUGUUGACUACAGACCAGAGAGGAGAGCUGCCCAAGAGCCUGACUGAGAUGUACUCACACUUCCUGCUGGUUCAGACACAGAUGAAGAAGCAUAAGUAUGGUGAGAGUCGUGACAGGAGAUGGUGGAGUUGGAGUCAGCAGAAACUGAUGAAGACUGACAGGGAAGUUCUUCUGAAGCUGGGCAGGCUGGCAUUUGAACAUCUGGAGAAAGGCAACCUGAUGUUCUACCAAGAAGACCUGGAGGAGUGUGGUCUUGAUGUCACAGAGGCCUCAGUGUACUCAGGAGUGUGCACAGAGAUCUUCAAAACUGAGUGUGUGUUCUUCCAGAGAAAAGUCUACUGCUUUGUUCAUCUGAGCAUACAGGAGUUUCUCGCUGCAGUCUACAUCUUCCACUGCUACACCAACAGCAACACAGAGGUACUGGCCAGAGUCAUGAGAACACGCAAGAAUAAAGGAGUUGACAAUGAGCCAUCGCUGGAUAUAUUCCUGUGGACAGUCAUGUCUGAAGCCCUGCAGAGCAAAAAUGGUCACUUGGACCUCUUUGUCCGUUUUCUUCAUGGCCUCUUACUGGAGUCCAACCAGAAGCUCUUAGGAGGCCUGCUGGGGUCCAGCCAGAACAGACCAGAAGACAUCGAGAGAGUCAUCAGAAACCUGAAGGAGAUGAACACCAGUAGUGUCUCACCUGACAGAAGCAUCAACAUCUUCCACUGUUUGAUGGAGAUGAACGACCUCUCAGUACAUCAGGAUAUCCAAGAGUUCCUCAAGUCAGAGAAGAGAUCAAAGAAGGAACUCUCUGAGACCCACUGCUCAGCUCUGGCCUACAUGCUGCAGAUGUCAGAGGAGGUUCUGGAUGAGUUGGACCUGCAGGCGUACAACACAUCAGAUGAGGGACGACAGAGACUGAUCCCAGCUGUGAGGAACUGCAGGAAGGCUCGAUUGAGGAGCUGCAGGUUGUCAGAGAGCAGCUGUGCUUCUCUGGCCUCGGCUCUGAAGUCCAACCCCCAUCUGACAGAGCUGGACCUGAGUGAGAACCAGCUGCAGGAUUCAGGAGUGAAGCUGCUGUCUGCUGGACUGGAGAGUCCAAACUGCAGCCUGAAGACUCUCAGAUUGAGUGGCUGCAGGUUGACAGGGAGCUGCUGUGCUUCUCUGGCCUCGGCUCUGAAGUCCAACCCCCAUCUGACAGAGCUGGACCUGAGUAAGAACAAGCUGCAGGAUUCAGGAGUGAAGCUGCUGUCUGCUGGACUGGAGAGUCCAAACUGCAGCCUGAAGACUCUCAGAUUGAGGCGCUGCAGGUUGUCAGAGAGCAGCUGUGCUUCUCUGGCCUCGGCUCUGAAGUCCAACCCCCAUCUGACAGAGCUGGACCUGAGUAAGAACAAGCUGCAGGAUUCAGGAGUGGAGCUGCUGUCUGCUGGACUGGAGAGUCCAAACUGCAGACUGGAGACUCUCAGACUGAGGGACUGCAUCUUGUCAGAGAGCUGCUGUGCUUCUCUGGCCUCGGCUCUGAAGUCCAACCCCCAUCUGACAGAGUUGGACCUGAGUGAGAGCCAGCUGCAGGAUUCAGGAGUGGAGCUGCUGUCUGCUGGACUGGAGAGUCCAAACUGCAGCCUGAAGACUCUCAGACUUUCUGGCUGUGGACUCUCAGAGACUCACUGCGAAACCGUGGCCUCGCCUCUGAAGUCCAACCCCCAUCUGACAGAGCUGGACCUGAGUGAGAACCAGCUGGAGGAUUCAGGAGUGAAGCUGCUGUCUGCUGGACUGGAGAGUCCAAACUGCAGACUGAAGACUCUCAGACUGAAUGGCUGUGGGUUGUCAGAGAGCUGCUGUGCUUCUCUGGCCUCGGCUCUGAAGUCCAACUCCCAUCUGACAGAGCUGGACCUGAGUGAGAACCAGCUGCAGGGUUCAGGAGUGAAGUUGCUGUCUGCUGGACUGGAGAGUCCAAACUGCAGCCUGAAGACUCUCAGUUUGAGGAGCUGCAGGUUGUCAGAGAGCAGCUGUGCUUCUCUGGCCUCGGCUCUGAAGUCCAACCCCCAUCUGACAGAGCUGGACCUGAGUGAGAACCAGCUGCAGGGUUCAGGAGUGAAGCUGCUGUCUGCUGGACUGGAGAGUCCAAACUGCAGACUGAAGACUCUCAGAUUGAGGAGCUGCAGGUUGUCAGAGAGCAGCUGUUCUUCUCUGGCCUCGGCUCUGAAGUCCAACCCCCAUCUGACAGAGCUGGACCUGAGUAAGAACCAGCUGCAGGAUUCAGGAGUGAAGCUGCUGUCUGCUGGACUGGAGAGUGCAAACUGCAGACUGGAGACUCUCAGUUUGAGGAGCUGCAGGUUGUCAGAGAGCAGCUGUGCUUCUCUGGCCUCGGCUCUGAAGUCCAACCCCCAUCUGACAGAGCUGGACCUGAGUAAGAACCAGCUGCAGGAUUCAGGAGUGAAGCUGCUGUCUGCUGGACUGGAGAGUGCAAACUGCAGACUGGAGACUCUCAGAUUGAGUGACUGCUGGUUGACAGAGAGCAGCUGUGCUUCUCUGGCCUCGGCUCUGAAGUCCAACCCCCAUCUGACAGAGCUGGACCUGAGUGAGAACCAGCUGCAGGAUUCAGGAGUGAAGCUGCUGUCUGCUGGACUGGAGAGUCCAAACUGCAGACUGAAGACUCUCAGAUUGAGGAGCUGCGUGUUGUCAGAGAGCAGCUGUGCUUCUCUGGCCUCGGCUCUGAAGUCCAACCCCCAUCUGACAGAGCUGGACCUGAGUGAGAACCACUGGCUGCAGGAUUCAGGAGUGGAGCUGCUGUCUGCUGGACUGGAGAGUCCAAACUGCAGACUGAAGACUCUCAGAUUGAGGCGCUGCAGGUUGUCAGAAAGCAGCUGUGCUUCUCUGGCCUCGGCUCUGAAGUCCAACCCCCAUCUGACAGAGCUGGACCUGAGUGAGAACCAGCUGCAGGAUUCAGGAGUGGAGCUGCUGUCUGCUGGACUGGAGAGUCCAAACUGCAGCCUGAAGACUCUCAGACUGAGGGACUGCAGCUUGACAAGGAACAGCUGUGCUUCUCUGGCCUCGGCUCUGAAGUCCAACCCCCAUCUGACAGAGCUGGACCUGAGUGAGAACUGUCUGGAGGAUUCAGGAGUGAAGCUGCUGUCUGCUCUGGUGGAGAGUCCAAACUGCAGACUGAAGACU